AUGGCUAACAGCAUUACUGUGUACGUGCUGGGGAGCUUUUUUCUAUACUGUGUUAUCGUAUACAUCAGAAGAGCCUUGCAGCCGGGGUUGAGGUUGGUGCCUGGACCGUUUCUGGCGCGCUUCUCCGGCCUGUACAGGCUCUACAUGUCAUGUUCUGGCGAAGGGCCGCGCAUCUAUCGCUCGCUGCAUGAGAAGCAUGGCAAGUUAGUGCGCGUCGGCUGGAACCACGUUUCGGUGUCCGACCCGACCAUGAUCCCCAUAAUUUACGGCGCCGGCAGCAAAUACAUGAAGGUGAGCAAUAGCCCUCCGACGAAUCGUGACCGGCCGUGGGAUGAAGAGAAGCUAACGACGGCGUAG
This is a messenger RNA of Exophiala aquamarina CBS 119918, 357 nucleotides long. RefSeq lists its product as uncharacterized. NCBI's taxonomy places the organism in Eukaryota, Fungi, Ascomycota, Eurotiomycetes, Chaetothyriales, Herpotrichiellaceae. Bases 1 to 357 code for a protein of 118 amino acids. The transcript has a single exon. The record is from RefSeq and is a predicted model, not a curated record. Gene Ontology annotation, molecular function: monooxygenase activity; iron ion binding; heme binding.